Messenger RNA from Penicillium coprophilum, 714 nucleotides. It is a transcript of the gene rab7, whose product is annotated as Rab family GTPase YPT7. Gene Ontology annotation, biological process: regulation of vacuole fusion, non-autophagic. Gene Ontology annotation, cellular component: fungal-type vacuole membrane; vacuole; phagocytic vesicle. The record is from RefSeq and is a predicted model, not a curated record. The transcript is spliced from 5 exons. NCBI's taxonomy places the organism in Eukaryota, Fungi, Ascomycota, Eurotiomycetes, Eurotiales, Aspergillaceae. The coding region runs from base 1 to 714 and encodes 237 amino acids. Gene Ontology annotation, molecular function: GTPase activity; GTP binding.
AUGGCGUCAAGGAAGAAGGUCCUCCUCAAGGUUAUCAUCCUUGGUGAUAGCGGAGUCGGAAAAACAAGUUUGAUGAACCAAUAUGUCAAUAAGAAGUUCAGUGGAAGCUACAAAGCGACUAUCGGAGCUGAUUUCCUCACAAAGGAAGUUCUUGUCGACGACCGACUGGUGACAAUGCAGAUCUGGGAUACUGCAGGCCAAGAACGGUUCCAGUCAUUGGGAGUCGCCUUCUACCGUGGAGCUGACUGCUGUGUACUGGUCUACGACGUGAACAACUCUAAGAGUUUUGAGGCCCUCGACAGUUGGCGUGAUGAGUUCUUGAUCCAAGCAAGCCCGAGAGAUCCAGAGAGUUUUCCAUUCGUAAGUUGUUCCUACACAUUCCUGUUCCUUAUCUCGUGUGCAGCAGCAGCACCAGGCAAGAAUGAUAUGUUGGUCCGUGCUGAUGGUCAUGUGCAGGUUGUGAUCGGCAACAAGGUCGAUGUAGAGGAGAACAAGCGCAUGAUCUCCUCAAAACGGGCUAUGACCUUCUGCCAGUCGAAGGGUAACAUUCCUUACUUCGAGACCAGUGCCAAGGAAGCAAUCAACGUCGAGCAAGCAUUUGAAGUUAUUGCGCGGAGUGCACUUGCCCAGGAAGAGGCUGAGGAAUUCAGCGGUGAAUUCAGCGACCCAAUCAACAUCCAUCUAGACAAUGACCGUGAUGGCUGUGCCUGUUGA